Pogona vitticeps (central bearded dragon) is the source of this 999-nucleotide messenger RNA. RefSeq names its product glial cell derived neurotrophic factor (gene GDNF). Gene Ontology annotation, molecular function: receptor tyrosine kinase binding; glial cell-derived neurotrophic factor receptor binding; growth factor activity. The record is from RefSeq and is a predicted model, not a curated record. NCBI's taxonomy places the organism in Eukaryota, Metazoa, Chordata, Lepidosauria, Squamata, Agamidae. Gene Ontology annotation, biological process: positive regulation of branching involved in ureteric bud morphogenesis; peripheral nervous system development; negative regulation of neuron apoptotic process.
GCUGGAAGGGAAUCUAAGAUGAAGUUAUGGGAUGUGGUGGCUGUCUGCAUGGUGCUACUCAACACAAUCUCGACCUUUCCUCUUCCCGCUGGUAAGACGCCCCCUCAGAGGGCCCGCUCUAUUCUAGAGGAGACAGAAGAGGAACGCAACUCCAACAGGCUGCUGACUUCCUACGCUGGCCAAAUGAACUCUAAUAUGCCUGGGGAUUAUCCCAGUCAGCUUGGUGACCUGCUGGAUUUUAUUCAAGCCACUGUAAAAAGACUGAAGAGGUCACCGGACAAACCUGCUCCAUUUUUAACCAAACGAGAACGAAACCGGCAAAAUGCAGCAAAAAAUAAUAAUUCCAGCAACAGAAAAGGACGAAGAGGUCAAAGGGGCAGAAAUCAAGAUUGUGUCUUAAGUGAGAUACAUCUAAAUGUGACUGACUUGGGUUUGGGAUACAAAACCAAAGAAGAACUCAUUUUUCGUUACUGUAGUGGAUCCUGUGAGAAAUCCGUGACCCUGUAUGACCAAAUAUUAAAUAAUUUAACCCAAAAUAGAAAGUUGGUCAGUGACAAAAUCAGACCACAGCCUUGUUGCAGGCCCAUUGCCUUUGACGAUGACCUUUCGUUUUUGGACGAUAACCUGUCAACUUACCAUAUACUGAGAAAACAUUCCGCUAAAAAAUGUGGAUGUGUCUGAUGAUGUCCUUUUGUGUUUGGACACUGCUGUGAUAUUGCAUUCCUGCUACAGUGGCCAAGAAGUGACAAAGGCUCCCAAGGAGAGAGAAUGAGGGCUUCAAACGAAGGAAGAGGACCAAGCACAUGGGAGAAUGAGCGUGGUGGAAUCCUGGUUGGUUCGAAUCCCACACAGGAUCAUUGGAGAAGAUAAGAGGGAUGGAGUUCUUUUGUUUCUACAGGAAAGCAAAUAGACAUCGAUGCUCAGGGGCAGAGAUCCAGGCUGAAUGAAGGUUACUUUACACGAUUUGCAGUGAGGUGAUCCACUGCUGGUGAAGGUUGU